GAGCAUUAAUGAACAGCAGUACACGAAAACGAGUUGAGUCUUCAAUGAACUCAAGUCACUUCCUUUUGUCUCCGCCGCCUCUCCCUCUCCCUCUCCCUACGUUUCUUCCCUGUACUGCCCGAACCCAUUUCGCAAUAUAGACGAACACACACAAAAGCCCUCAGCUUUUCCAUCCAUGUAAAGAAUCCAGCUCUAUACAGAAUGGGUCACUACCAAAGAAACCAUCGUCUGGGGAAAAAAGGGGGCGGCGGCGGCGGCAGCUGCAGCGGGUUGGUUGACGGCGAUGAAGAUGAAGAAUCUCGUAGCAAGAGAGCAAAACCCAAUCUUUUGAUUAUCCUCUUUCUCUUCCUCUUUUCUUGCACAAUUAUUUUCUCUCUCUUGUAUUCAUUUGGAUUUGACGGUGAAGGUCAUCCUUCUGUUUGUUCCUCGGUCUCCAACGGAACUAUCUCUUGUGACAGAAGCGGUUCCCGGUCUGAUGUGUGUGUCAUGAAAGGGGAUGUAAGAACACACCCUUCUUCAUCUUCAGUUGUUCUCUACAGAAACUAUGAUCCCAAAACUCACAUAUUCCCACUCGAAAUGAUCAAGCCUUAUACUAGGAAAUGGGAAACAAGUAUCAUGGACACCAUUGAUGAACUACGUCUCGUCGUGACGAGAAAGAGUGAUGCCUCCCGCCAUCAAUGUGAUGUCCAGCACAACGCCCCGACUGUCAUAUUCUCGACGGGAGGCUACACUGGAAAUGUAUACCAUGAAUUCAAUGACGGGAUUUUGCCCUUAUACAUCACUUCUCAACAUUUCAACCGGAAGGUCGUUUUCGUCAUUCUAGAAUAUCAUAGGUGGUGGAUUUCCAAGUACAAUGACAUUCUUCCCCAUCUCUCAGACUACCGUCCAGUAGAUUUUCGAGAUAACCGGACCCACUGUUUCCCCGAAGCAAUAGUUGGGUUAAGGAUCCAUGGUGACCUCACAAUUGAUCCUUUAUUGAUGAAAGCGAACAAGAGCAUGAGUGAUUUUAGGGAGCUUCUUGACCAAGCUUAUUUGCCAAGAAUCCGUGGUCUUAUACAAGAAGAAAUGGAAAAUCACUCUCCCUCGGCAAAGGAGGAAAAAAAUCUCAACGUACCAAAACUUGUUAUAAUAGCCAGGAACGGGUCGAGAGAAAUACUUAAUGAAGACUCAUUGGUGAGAUUGGCAGAAAAAAUCGGUUUCCAAGUGGAAAUUUUGAGACCUUGUAGGACUUUAGAGCUAGCCAGGAUUUAUAGAGUUCUUAAUUCAAGUGACGUUAUGGUUGGAGUCCAUGGUGCUGCGAUGACUCAUUUCCUCUUUAUGAGGCCUGCGGGGGCUUCAGUCUUUAUCCAAAUCAUUCCAUUGGGAACAGAUUGGGCAGCAGAAACUUUCUAUGGUGCACCAGCAAAGAAGAUGGGAUUGAGGUACAUUGGCUACAAAAUUCUACCAGAUGAAAGCACUUUGUAUGAUGAAUAUGACAAGAAAGACCCUGUACUUACGGAUUCAAAUAGCAUGAAUGUGAAGGGAUGGGAAUUCACCAAAAAGAUAUACCUUGAUCGCCAAAAUGUCAGGUUGAACCUAAGAAGGUUUCAGAAGAGUCUUCUUCGUGCCUAUUAUUAUACAAUUGCAGUGAAGAAUGGACGAUCCAGAAAGGGAAAGUCAGUAACCUUUUGGGGUUUAAUUUUGGCGUACGUUCAUCUCAACUUUUUAAGUGUUCUUAACUUUGCUCUAAAGAUUUUGUGUAGUCAUCAUGGAUAUGCUACUUUUGUGUACAUCAUCCAUUCAUAGAGUUGAAAAAUCCAAAAACUCAUUAAGGUGAAUACCACUCUCAGGUUUUGAACCUGUUCACUGAGUAUCAUUUAUUUUCUCGCCUCUUCUUGGUACAGGUUGAUAGAAGUAGCAAUAGGCUCAAUAGUAUAUUGUACAUCCAAUAGUAUGUUUCUAUUUUGUGAUAAUUGCUCAUUUUUGUUGUAUUAUCGUGUUCUUCCUUUAUUUCAUUAUUAUUGUAUUUCUUUCUAUUACACAAUGAUCAUUGACAUGUAGCUAUUGUUUAUUUUCUUUUUAAGAUGCUUAUUGAUGUGUCCACAUACAUUAUAUACAACCCUUGAUAGCU
This is a messenger RNA of Cuscuta europaea, 2110 nucleotides long. The record is from the annotation of a GenBank genome assembly. NCBI's taxonomy places the organism in Eukaryota, Viridiplantae, Streptophyta, Magnoliopsida, Solanales, Convolvulaceae.